AUGGACCAGUGUCUUUCUCGCAGAAGGGAGCAGCUAUACAGGCGGCUCCUUAUUAAUGCCUCUAAAGGUUUAACUUUCUCUCAAGAUGUCAUGUGGGAGAGAGGACCAGACAGCAUCCCAUACAGCAAAGCUGACUUCACCUGGCUUUUUUGUGCUUCUGGCCAAUUAGCACCACUCACCAGAACUAAGAGCACAAAACAAGGAGGAAAGAAAACAUUGCUACACCACGCUCAACUCCGAGGCUAUGUGACACCUCCUUUACCAGCCUUGCCACCAUUGCAGACUGUACAUCGCCAUUCACUGACCACUAAUAAGUCUUUUAUUUCACAGACUGGCCAUCAAGAUGGAGCAUUAGACACAGAUAAAAGGACAGGGUUGAAUGAAGCCUUAAACAUGCACAGUAUAAUUCCCUACCAGCUCCCUACCAUAUUAGAGGAGGAAGAGCAGAGGAGGAUAAGCAAGUUAGAUGAAUCUGUGGUGACUAAGAAUACUGCUCAGUGGAUUGUUAGUCAGCAGAUUCCUAGAGAUUAUCAGUAUAAAGCAAGUCUGCAAUCACUGCUGAAAGAUCAGUGUGUGUCAGCCAGUACCACUGAUCCGGGAGCUGAUGAGUCCAAGGGUAAGGAGGAUUUCUGUGGCUUCUCUAGUGUGCCAAAAACCAGCACAGGACCCAAACCACUGCAGAUCAGCAAACCCGAGACACUGCUACCAGUUUAUUACAGGAUGCAAGGUUACACUAUCUCACCAGUUUCCAUAGAUGAGCAAAGUGGGAUCAAUAGGACUGCAAAUGAAGUGACCAUAAUUCAUGUGGAGACACCGAAGCUGCCUUGCCUUCAGGACAGCCUGAACCCACAUGCUGGAAAAUUUGUUUAUCACACUGAAAACGACUUUGAACUGGAACUUUACACAGGGACAGCCAAACAAGUACAUCAAGCAGCCAGAAAGAAUCAAUACCGCAUCAUCAUGGACAACAACUCAGAGUACAAAAAGAACCUCCAGGACAUGUUUCCAUGUGGCCCAGAAAGGUGGACAGGUUUCCAAUCAGCUGACUUGCUAAGUGUGGCUGAAGCAGAAAUGAGUAGACUGGAGAAAGGAGUACGGCGAUGGGUGGGUUUGCCCACCAAAGCUGACUAUACUACAGAGCUAGGGCUCAGACCUCCUGAUUUCAACAGACAAGACACAAAAGUGCCCAAACAACCAGUUAAUUACAGCCCCAUGCCGGGUCUUUCAUCCAUCCGCUAUGCCGUAGAGGGAUGGAGGAAUGCCUGGAAGAUCAAAACUACUUGGCAUAGUGUCACUAUUGAGGGUUUGAAGAAGGAUCUCACAGAUCUGCACUGCCAAGUGCGAGUGGCAGCUAUUGCUACUUGUGCAUCAGGAGCAGUUAAUAGACCAGAAGUGCGUCCAGAUACAGAUGAAACAGGUUUGGCUCAGUAUGGUCAGAGCUAUGAGGUUGAGGCAGUGCCUCCAGAACUGCAGCCCCUUCUUCUUAUUGCUCUCAAUGACCCAGUGAAGAGAGUUCAACUGGCAGCCGCUGUGUGCCAGUAUGCCAUUGGCAAACCCAAUGCCCAUGCUCAGGAUAUACUGCAAAAAGCACUACAACAUGAUUCUUCAGGAACAGGAGCAGAUGGCUGGGUUGCAGCUCAGUGUUUAGCGUUAGAAGGGGAGGCCAGUCAAACUGUAAUAGAAAGGUUACUCUCCCAGCUGUUUCUCAGCAGUGCUCCAGCAGACCAAGAACAGGCUGCCACCCUACUAGCCAGCAUUAGUAGCAAGACUAUUCUAGUGCGCUCACUGCUGGGAGAGCAAUUAAACAGCGCUGACUAUAGAAACCGAGUUCUGGCCUGCAAAACCAUAUCAGAGCUUAAAUGCCCAAUCAACAAGGAUCUGACCAACAAGUUGUUGUACUUGAUGUGGAAUGACUGGAGUGGUUUCGUGCGUCAGGCAGCAGCACAGGCUUUGGGCAAACUGGGCUUAGGCUGUGACAUACACAAUGAAUUGUGUGUCAAACUACAUGAGGGUCCAACACCUUGGAGGGUGGAGGCAUUGGUUCUAAUUGGUCAGCUGAAGAUAAUGACAGCCAAGCUCCUGCCCAGUUUCUUGCACUGCCUAAAUGAUGAUUUUGUUGUUGUACGCAAACUGGCCUGUUCAGCUGCUGCCUCUCUCCUGAUCAAAGAUGAGAUGAUCCAGAAUCAACUGUUUCAGUUAAUGCAGAAUGACUCAUCGUGUGAAGUGAAGGUGGCAGCAAUAAAUGCUCUAGGAAGAAUCGGUUGGUUGACACCUACGCUCCAGGAGCUCUUACUGUGGGCGCUGCAACAUGAGGAGGAGCCCAGUGUGCGCAUUGCUGCCUGUGAGGCCCUGAAGAUGUUAGGGGUAAAAGGACCCGAACUACAGAAUCUUCUGCAGGAACGAUUUGCCUUGGAAGCUAAUGCUCAAGUUCAUAGGCACCUGGAGGAUCUGAUGAAACACUGUGGCUACAGCUUAGAUGUGGACAAAGGCAGGGGCCAUGAGAUAACACAGCAAGUGCAAAAGCUCUGCACAAAGAGCAAUAUCACAGAGAAACUGCUGCAAUUAGAGGACCUGAAACAGCAAACACAGAGGAAGAUGCCAAGGACAAAAAGCUGGCCAGAAGCUGCAGUCCUGUCUGCACUAGUGCAAGAAGGAUUCAGAGGUUUGAAAAACACACUCGUCAAUGAAGGACUGAUCAGCACAUGGUUCAGAUAUUCAGGUGUUAUAACAGGUUACAAUGUGUUUGAGAUUUAA
Molecule: messenger RNA, 2754 nt
Organism: Hemibagrus wyckioides
Lineage: Eukaryota; Metazoa; Chordata; Actinopteri; Siluriformes; Bagridae
Gene: heatr4
Product: HEAT repeat containing 4
Exons: 15
Coding region: 1-2754 (917 amino acids)
Molecular function (GO): oxidoreductase activity
Source: RefSeq, a predicted model, not a curated record